UCUUGCAUAUAUAAGUUACGUUGCGUGUGGAAUAAUAUCUCGUGCAUUUAUGUGUUUAAUUAAAAAUACCGGCAAGAUAUAGAAUCUUGUAUGUUUCCGAGAGUUGGCAACAGUUGAACAUGCGCGAUAUUAAAGUGAGUAGACUGUUGAAACUCAGGUUAAAGAUUACAAAAAAUAAUCGCGUUUACGAAUCAUAAAAGAACAUAUGCUUAUUCCGUUUCGUAAGUAAACGAUAAGCAACUCGGUCACACCGACGGCACAUGAUCGCGCGGUUUAAAACCAGCAGAUGCGGAUAUUUAAUCGUUACGCGUGAAAUGUCGAAACAACGAACUGCGAAAAGCGAGAAGACACGAAAGGUGGCUACCACUACCAACAAUCAAUCUGCAGGACCUGUGGUCUUAGAUAAAAACGGGAAUGUAGCGAUAAAAAUCCAGGCUAAACCCGGAGCAAAAUGUAACAAUAUAACCGAUAUAUCUGACGAAGCAGUAGGAAUUGCAAUCUCAGCUCCACCAACGGAAGGUGAAGCCAACGCCGAACUCGUCAAAUAUUUAGCUUCGAUUUUUGGCUUACGAAAAUCCGAUGUAUCGUUGGACCGGGGAUCUCGAAGUCGGCAAAAAAUAGUUGUGGUAUCAGGAAUUACAACAGAUCAAGUUUUGGCGAAAUUGAAAAGUGAAAUGGAAAGUUGAAAAAGUUCUUUAUUGUGUAUAAAAAAAAAAAAAAUGGUUUUUUGUUAUCAAAGAGUUUCUCUUAAUAUUAUAUGUUAU
Molecule: messenger RNA, 764 nt
Organism: Pseudomyrmex gracilis
Lineage: Eukaryota; Metazoa; Arthropoda; Insecta; Hymenoptera; Formicidae
Product: UPF0235 protein C15orf40 homolog
Exons: 4
Coding region: 261-686 (141 amino acids)
Cellular component (GO): cytoplasm
Source: RefSeq, a predicted model, not a curated record